AUGAUUUGGAGAGAUCAUAGUUUGUUUGGUGUUAUAAAGCAAUUAAGUGAGAAAGGAGCAGAAGAGACUAUGAAAUUGGAGGCCUGCAACUCUGGAAUAUGGCAACCAGAUCCAAUGCCCAGAAAGCAUGGAUAUACGAACAAUACCUCAGAGAAAAAGACGACCAGAACUGCCCUCCACAUAUGA
Messenger RNA from Dictyostelium discoideum AX4, 186 nucleotides. RefSeq lists its product as hypothetical. NCBI's taxonomy places the organism in Eukaryota, Evosea, Eumycetozoa, Dictyosteliales, Dictyosteliaceae. The record is from RefSeq and is a predicted model, not a curated record. Bases 1 to 186 code for a protein of 61 amino acids. The transcript has 2 exons.